Molecule: messenger RNA, 4235 nt
Organism: Danio aesculapii
Lineage: Eukaryota; Metazoa; Chordata; Actinopteri; Cypriniformes; Danionidae
Gene: fgd
Product: faciogenital dysplasia
Exons: 19
Coding region: 324-2243 (639 amino acids)
Biological process (GO): filopodium assembly; cytoskeleton organization
Cellular component (GO): cytoplasm
Molecular function (GO): guanyl-nucleotide exchange factor activity; metal ion binding
Source: RefSeq, a predicted model, not a curated record
CACACACACUGGAUCUGUACGAGUGUGUAUGAGUGUGUAUCGUGGAGCUCUCAGCUGAUUUGUCUCCAGCAUCUCUGCAGUACCGUGGAUCACUAGAACAACCUCAGAAGAUAAAGAAGGUUCCGCCCCCUCUCAGGACAUGCCCCGCCCACACCCAAGAGAGGCCACGCCCCAAAGCACAGAAACCCGACGUGCCUCCUAAGCCCGUGCACCUGCUGUGUGGAGCUGGUGUUCCUGUUCCCCGUACGCCUGCCCGAGCUGGAGACCCAUCUGCUGGGCUCGUCCACAGCCUCCACUGCUCCCGGUUUCUCCAUCAGUGGCUCAUGAUGGAUUCUCCAGAUAUUCUUCAUUCGGAUACUCAGGACUCGCUCUCAGACAGACUCUCCUGUACACCGGCAGAGAUUUCAGGACUGUCAGACGCCGUGGAGAGCAGCGAACACACACAUAAGAGCAGCGAACACACACAUAAGAGCAGCGAACACACACAUAAGAGCAGCGAACACACACAUAAGAGCAGCGAACACACACAUAAGAGCAGCGAACACACACAUGAGAGCAGCGAACACACACGCAUGCAGCCGGACGUCCCGCCGGAGGCUGGCGGAGAGACCAGCGGGAAGAUUCCCAACCGUGACAGCGGGAUUGACAGUCCGUCCUGCGGUGGAGAGGGAGAGUGUUUCCCCAAUGAGGAGCACAAGCAAGAAUACACACAUGAGGAGGACAAACGGGAAUACACACAUGAGGAGGACAAACGGGAAUACACACACGAGGAGGACAGCGAUCUGGAGGUAGAAGAAGAGCAGGAGGAAGAGGAGGAGGACCAGAACACAGAGAUCAAGGCUUUGGUGUGUGACCCUCAGAAGCUGCUGAACAUCGCUAAAGAGCUGCUGCAGACAGAAGAGGCCUACGUGAAGAGACUGAACCUGCUGGACCAGGUGUUCUGUGCGCGUCUGACGGAGGCUGGUAUCCCCACUGAUGUGAUCACUGGAAUCUUCUCCAACAUCUCCUGCAUCCACCGCUUUCACCAGCAGUUCCUGCUUCCUGAGCUACACACACGCAUCACACAGGAGUGGAGCUGUAACCCGCGCAUCGGGGACGUCCUGCAGAAGCUGGCUCCGUUCCUGAAGAUGUACGGCGAGUACGUGAAGAACUUCGACCGGGCGAUGGAGCUGGUCAGCCUGUGGACGCAGCGCUCCGGACCAUUCAAGAGCACCGUGCAGAGCAUACAGAAGCAGGAGGUGUGUGGGAACCUGACGCUGCAGCACCACAUGCUGGAGCCGGUGCAGAGGAUCCCGCGGUACGAGCUGCUGCUGAAGGACUACCUGAAGAAACUGCCGGAGGGAGCAGCAGACCACCGAGACGCUCAGAAUGCUCUAGAGCUGAUCUCCACCGCUGCCAAUCACUCCAAUGCUGCCAUCAGGAAGAUGGAGAAGAUGCACAAGCUGCUGGAGGUGUAUGAGCGUUUGGGUGGAGAGGAGGACAUCGUCAAUCCUGCUAACGAGCUCAUUAAAGAAGGACACAUCAAGAAGAUGUCGGCCAAAAACGGCAGCGCUCAGGACCGAUACCUCUAUCUGUUCAACAACAUGGUGCUGUACUGCGUGCCGAAGCUGAGGCUGAUGGGGCAGAAGUUCAGCGUCAGAGAGCGAAUCGACAUCGCUGGCAUGGAGGUUCAUGAAAAUGUGAAGCAGAACGUCCCGCACACCUUCACCAUCACCGGGAAACAGCGCUCGCUGGAGCUGCAGGCCAGGACGGCUGAAGAGAAGGAGGACUGGAUCAAAGUGAUUCUGGGCACCAUAGAGAAGCACAAGCAGAACAGCGAGACCUUCAAGGCCUUCAACAGCUCCUUCAGCCGAGAAGACGAACACACACCUGACGCUCCCCUGGGUCCCUGCAGCAACACCAGCAUAUGUGAGACAGACGGAGCUCAGCAUGAGAGGAAGAGCUCUAAGAAGCGUGAGAAGGAGAGAGAGACGUGUAAAGGCUGCAGCGAGGCCUUCAAUUUCACCAAACGCAAACACCACUGCAAGAGCUGCGGCGCGGCUGUCUGUGGGAAGUGUCUGAAGGUGUGUGACAGCAGGAACAUCCGCAUGUGUAAACCCUGUGCUGAAGCUGACGGAGCAGCAGGAGGCGCCACUGAGCACAAGAAAAGGGUCGAGAAGCAGCUGUCAGUUAGUCAACUAUCGUCCUCUCAGCGGUCUGGAAAAAGUGAAGAGGUUGAGCAGGAGCAGAUCCUCCAUCAUUGACCAACACACGGGGUCUGUGUGUUCAUGAUCUUCAUCAGUCAGGAUUCUCAGCCAGCAGCCGAUUGGAUUUCGUUCCUGUCACAUGCUGUAAGGGGAGGAGCCUACAAGGUGUCAGCAACAGCAAAAGCCAAUAGGAUGCUUCCCCUGGCCUCUGGCCCCGCCCCUUUGAUAAGAAACUCCUGUUACUUGAAUCACUUUACCCUCAGCACUUUCACUCUCUCUGUUGAUGAUCGGUUCACUGCUUGCUUACACACGUGAUGAACUCUGCGCUCACACACACACACACACAUACACACAUAGACAUACAGAGACAGAUAUACACACACACAUACAUACAGAUAGAGACAUACAAUCACACACAAACAAUUACACACAGGCCAUACAUGCAUAUACACACAGUCAUACACACGUACACACAGACUCGCACAAUCACACACACAUACACACAGACACACACUCACACACACUUGCAUACACACACAGAAAGACUCACACAAUCACGCACACACAAACACACAGAAAGACUUAUACACAAACACACACAGACGCACACACUCUCACACACACACACACACUUGCAUACACACACAGAAAGACUCACACCCACACACACACACACACACAUACACAGACUUGCUCACACAUGCACACACACACACACUCAGGCACACUCACUCACACAAACACACACACAUGCAUAGAUACAUACAGACUCACACACACUCACACACACACACACACAAAUAUAAUCACAGACAUAAACACACACAUACACACACAAACACAAUCAAGACACACAAUCACACUCACAUACAAAAACAAUCACAGAGACACAAACACACACAAAGACUCACACAAUCACACACACAAAAACAAUCAGACACACACACACACACACACACACACACUGGAUGCUGAAGUGAAUGUUAAUGAGGGCUCAUCAUGAAUGUUUGUUUGUGUCGGUGGUCUUUCAGGUGUGUUAUAAUCAGCUGAAUUAAGCAUUAAGUCUCAGUCCUGUCACACACACACACACACACACACACACACACACACACACACACACACACACCUUCAUGCACUGAUGGAUCUCUCACCAACUCAUAUUUCAGCUCAGAAUGAAAGCUUUUGCUUCAGAAAGCUGGUUGUGGUGCCAUUGUGAGUCUCUUGUUUAAACUCUCAUGGCCAAACUGAAGAAGACGUGUUGUGUGUGUUGUGUUGUGUUGUGUGUGUUUACACCGCAGUAGCAUUAGACGUGCCGCUUUAAUGUCAUUAAUGUAUAAUCAGAGCAUAUCUACAGUAAACCUCAGUGAGAGGAGGAUUCUCACAGCUCAGUGCGGACACAGCAAUACUGUCACACAGUCUCUUAAAGGCACAGUACACCCCAGAAUAUCAUCAGAAACACAAGUCAUGACAUUCUGUAGAUAAAAACAGCCAUUAAUAAACAGAAAUAUUAUAGAAGUCACGUUUUAUAUCAGUAUAUCUUCAUUACAUUUGAUACAAGUGUGUAAAUGAUGACUUAUGAUGAUUGUUUUGGGUGUACUGUCUCUUUAAGAGCCACAGAUUUCUGCUUAAUUUAUGCAAUAAUUGUCCUCCUCUGAAGAGAAUCACUGUUGUUUUCUCAGGAUCGACUCUUCAGGUGUGUGUGUGUGUGUGUGAGGUGUUUGUUUUGAGGACUGUACAGUGUGUAUGUAUGUGUGAGGAUCAUUAUGUUCAGUGUUUUAGGAUGAUGGAGAGCUGUGGCGGGCCACUCAGCAGCACACACACACACGACUGCUGGAUAUCUGAGAGAAAGCUGUGGCAUCAUAAGACUCUUCAGAGAAGAUGAUGCUCUCUUCUCUCAGUCUGGAGGAGGAUUGUGCUCCAUGUUAUGUAAAUCUUGCAUUUGCUUGGCUUUUAUGAUCUCUGAAAGCUUUGAAUCAGUAUUAUUGAAAGCAUUUUAUGUGUACAAAGUCUGUCUUACGGCAUAUCAGUCGAUUAAAGAGUGUCUGGUCA